Drosophila ananassae is the source of this 1241-nucleotide messenger RNA. Its product is annotated as nucleoside diphosphate-linked moiety X motif 19. The transcript is spliced from 4 exons. Bases 148 to 1206 code for a protein of 352 amino acids. The record is from RefSeq and is a predicted model, not a curated record. NCBI's taxonomy places the organism in Eukaryota, Metazoa, Arthropoda, Insecta, Diptera, Drosophilidae. Gene Ontology annotation, molecular function: hydrolase activity, acting on acid anhydrides, in phosphorus-containing anhydrides. Gene Ontology annotation, cellular component: mitochondrion.
CAUGAACAACGGAAAAUAAAAUAAAUGGCUUCCAUUAAUAAAUUUAAUAGGCGAUGAAGUAACCCACUGCGUUAGUUACCCAAUGGGUACUAAGUAGAUCAGCUGUCUGGCCAUCAAAAACUAUCGAUAUCAGCUGUAGUAACGAUCAUGUCCAAGCAGGUGUUGGCUAAAAUCCGCCCGUCCUCGAGCCUUAUCCUGCUGGCCAAGGACCAGGCGCCGAAACAAAAAUCCUUUGAUUACAAUGCUCUGCUACUGACCCGUACUCAGAAGUCCAGCUUUAUGCCGGAAUCAUCAGUCUUUCCAGGAGGAGUUUGUGAUGUUACUGACAAUUCACCAGCCUGGCUGGAACAUUUUCAUCGUGGCAAAAUUGACGCUGCCAAGUUACGUGAUUUGGGCCACGUGAAAGGUCCACGGCCAGAAAUUUUCCAGGCAGAGGAGACUGAUAAGAAAAUAGAUCCGAAUCUGUCCCUUCGGUUGACCGCUAUACGGGAAACAUUCGAGGAACUUGGUAUUCUAUUGUGCCGGGACAGAAAGUCAUUAACUUCUACCAGCGGAUACGGAAAAUUUUACGAUCAAUUCGAUCGCGCCCACUGGCAGCAUGUAGUCCACAACGAUGCCAGCCAGUUUCUGGAGUUGUGCAAGCAGCUUGAUGUUGUUCCGGAUGUGUGGUCCCUCCACGAGUGGUCCGCCUGGCGAACGCCCUCAACCUUUAAAAAACGUUUUGAAACCGCCUUUUUCUUGACUGCUCUGGAAGAGCAGCCAACGGUCCACAUCGAACCCUAUGAAGUGAAAGAUUGUGCGUGGCGGUCCCCGUUGGAUUACCUUAAAGCAUGCCUAAGGAGGGAGCUGUGGUUGCCGCCUCCGCAGUUUUAUGAGCUCAGCCGUUUUCUUAACUUUAGCUCUCUGGAAGGUCUGCGAAAGUUUGCUGAGGAGCGAUCUGCCAAAGGCACCGAUCUGAUCCAUCCAGUUAUGUACAAAUGCACCGACGGCACUGUGCAUCUCUUGCCUGGGGACGAAUUGUAUCCCGCUGAUCCGGACGCUACCCCCGACAAAAUCGACAUUAAUUUGUCAGUCGAGGAUUUCCGAUUGCUGGCCAAGGGAAAAUUGCACCGUUCAGAGCACUGGAACCAAUAUCAGUCGAAUUUGCUGAUCAAUUUUGACCGAGGCGAUGGUCAGGUUCACCCUUUAGACCCAAGUAAACUGUAAACUGUAGCUUUGCAUAAAUGUUAUUACGAAUGAUA